GUAAAGAAGAAGAAAGUGAAGAAUAUGAAAAAAGAGAUAUUGAACUAUACGAAAAUUUUAUUCAUAGCUCUAAUCAUAGCAUUGAAAGCAGCAAUAAUAUUAAUAUGGAUUUUAAUCCAGAAAAUCUUGUUGACUCGGUUUUGAAUACUGAACUAGAUGAUUAG
Cetraspora pellucida is the source of this 164-nucleotide messenger RNA. The record is from the annotation of a GenBank genome assembly. Lineage: Eukaryota; Fungi; Glomeromycota; Glomeromycetes; Diversisporales; Gigasporaceae.